AUGACAGAACUUAACUCAAGCCUUCAGCAACUAACAUGGCUUCUUUUAACUCAUAGUCAGCCAACCACUAGCUCCAAUCAGAUACCUUUACAUUCCAAUUAUGAAUCUCACCGCACAGAAAAUAAGAAGUUUCACGAAGUAUCCAACCAAUCGGCAUCGCGUCAAAUCCCCAAAAAUUCUACACGAGUUCGCUUCAAAGACCCCAAUAAGCCCGUGUUAUCUUACACUCAACUCAUAUAUCAAGCAGUAAUGGCUUCCCCUCGCAAAAGAUGUACUUUGAGUGAAAUUUACUCUUACAUCACCAGUAAUUUCGACUAUUAUCGGAAUACGAAGAACUCAUCCUGGAAGAAUUCAAUUCGUCAUAACCUAUCUGUCAGCAGAAUUUUCAGAAAAAUGGAUAAAGUUCAAGGAGAAAAAUCAUUCACAUGGGUUCUGGACAACGAUCACGUUGAGCUUCACAAAAAUCCGAAAUUGUUCCAAAGUCAAACAAGAAUUAAUCCAAUCAUCAAGCGAAUGUUCAAAAUUGACACUGAUGAAACGGAGGAAGUCUCAGCCCAAAUUGUUUCCUCGUCAACAAACAAUGCAUCGCAAUCGCCAUCACCUUCGCUCCCACCUUCAUCCACACCGAACUCAUUGCAACGGUUUUCAUCGUCUCCAAAUGUCUGGUCUCCCUCUUCUUCGAAUUCCUCAACAUGCUCUGUGUCCUCUUGUACUUCUAAACCGUCCGCUUGUCCGGUAUCAUCCGUGCAAACUGUUUCGAACUCAGCCAUGAGAACGAGCUCAAUCACUCAAGCUUAUCAACAACCCAUGAAAGUAGAUGACACUGCUUUGAAGAAGUUUUCGCAAAAAAUCUCUAACUUGGAUGAUGAUGAAGAAGAAGAAGAUAUCUCAGGAUUGAGCCUAUUUGCAUCACAAGACUUAACAGCCUCAUUCAAAAAGGUUUACGAGGAUUUAUUCUCUAAUGAACGCGAUAACCUGAAUAAAAAUCGCAACUUUGCUAAAAUAGCACUUGAGGCUGCAGGCGUCUCAUUGGCACACGCCCAAAACUUAGGCAAAUCAGGCUCCUUCCAUAACAUUCAAUCUCUCAUUCACACUACAUCACAUACAAAUCAAACAUCAUCAAGUAAAGCUGCUCGUCAUGAUGUCAAUUCAACAAUAUUGCCUGCAAAUGCAGUAUCAACUACAAACGCUGAUGCCGAUAUCAUUAUAGAUGUUUCUGCUCCAAACUUGAAUGAAGAAGAAAUUGUUAAUGUAGAAGAUGAUUCAGAAGAUGAUUUCGACUGGAGUCGAAUAACAUAA
Molecule: messenger RNA, 1299 nt
Organism: Auanema sp. JU1783
Lineage: Eukaryota; Metazoa; Nematoda; Chromadorea; Rhabditida; Rhabditidae
Source: the annotation of a GenBank genome assembly